AUGGUAGAACCAGUAAAUCCCUUGUCAGAGCAUGUCCUUGUAAAAGAUAGUUUGGAUUUGUCCUCCUCGUUGGCCAAAACCAACCAACUCGAAGGCUUAUCUAUCGACUCCUCGCUGAUGCCUAAACUUGCAAACGACGGAUUUGUAGCAUAUGACCAUGUGACCUUCUAUGUGUCUAAUGCAAAACUAAGCUCUCGGUUCUUCAUAAACUCUCUAGGGUUUUACCCCAUAGCCUACAAGGGAUUGGAAACUGGCUCCAAGAAUAUCUGUCAUCAUGUUGUAUCUAACGGAUCUGUGACGUUCCAGUUCGUUAGUACAUUAAGAUCAUUUAGUGACAACAAAAACGAGGAUCUGAUGAUCAAGGAAAUUCAAAAUCACGUUGCAAAACACGGGGAUGGGGUGAAGGACGUUGCUUUUCAAGUGGAGAAUGUUUCACAUGUAUUUGAGUUGGCAGUAGCAAAUGGAGCACGGCCAAUCUUGAAACCUACAGCUCUAGAAGAAGAAGGGUCUACUUUGGUAAUAGCCAAAGUUGGAGCAUUAGGUGACGUUGUGCAUACUUUGAUCAAUCGAAGUCAGUAUAAAGGUGUGUUCAUGCCAGGGUACAUAUCAUAUGAGGACGCCUUUGGCCAUGACUACAUGCAGACGGUGACAGAAUUGAACGAAAAAGUGCUACCAAAAGUUUCAUUUGCUUGCAUAGAUCAUUGUGUCCAAAACCAAGACUGGAAUGAGAUGUUUCAAUCCUGCGAGUUUUAUGCCAAAGCGUUUGGAUUUCACCAAUUUUGGUCGGUAGAUGAGAAUGUGAUAUGCACCCAAUAUUCAGCAUUGAGGUCAACAGUGAUGGCCUCAAGCAACGAACUGGUAAAAAUGCCUAUAAACGAGCCUGCAAAGGGACUUAAGAAGUCCCAGAUAGAGGAGUUCUUGGACUUUUAUGAGGGCCCCGGUGUGCAGCAUAUAGCGCUGCUGACCCCCAAUAUCGUCUCCACAGUGAAGAACAUGAAAUUUAGAGGUGUGGAGUUUAUAAACGUUCCACCCAAAUACUACUCUAGAUUGCGGCAGCGUCUCCUAGAAACAAAACGGAACUACGAAAUUAAAGAAUCCCUCGAUGAGUUGGAAAAGGCUGGAAUUCUGGUUGAUUUUGACGAGAACGGUUACCUCUUGCAGUUAUUCAGUAAACCGAUGCAGGACCGGCCGACCUUAUUCUUGGAAGUGAUCCAACGAGAAAACCAUAACGGGUUUGGAGCAGGCAAUUUCAAAGCAUUGUUUGAGACUUUGGAAUUGGAGCAGCAGCGAAGGGGAAAUCUGGUCUAA
Komagataella phaffii GS115 is the source of this 1308-nucleotide messenger RNA. RefSeq lists its product as hypothetical. Bases 1 to 1308 code for a protein of 435 amino acids. Gene Ontology annotation, biological process: L-tyrosine catabolic process. Gene Ontology annotation, molecular function: 4-hydroxyphenylpyruvate dioxygenase activity. NCBI's taxonomy places the organism in Eukaryota, Fungi, Ascomycota, Pichiomycetes, Pichiales, Pichiaceae. The transcript has a single exon. The record is from RefSeq and is a predicted model, not a curated record.